This is a messenger RNA of Pseudonaja textilis, 848 nucleotides long. It is a transcript of the gene SPINK2, whose product is annotated as serine peptidase inhibitor Kazal type 2. The record is from RefSeq and is a predicted model, not a curated record. Gene Ontology annotation, molecular function: protein binding; serine-type endopeptidase inhibitor activity. NCBI's taxonomy places the organism in Eukaryota, Metazoa, Chordata, Lepidosauria, Squamata, Elapidae.
GCUAUAACUGGAGCGGCGAGCGCGUCUCGCCAGGCGUUUGUUUUUCUCCCUCCCAUCAUGAAGAAGGUGAUGGUGCGGCUGCUGUGGGCGCUGGCAGGACUCCUGUUGCUGAUUUCUCUUGCGACAAGUAGCACGGAGCCCCAGUGUAACUUGUAUGCCCUGCCUGGAUGCCCAAGGAAUUUUAAUCCAGUUUGCGGAACUGAUGGAGAAACAUAUGCAAAUGAAUGUAUGCUUUGUAUGACAAACAGAGACAAGGACGGGGAUAUACAAAUUGCGUAUAAGAGUGCCUGUUCAUGAGAAGAGGUUCAAGAAACAGAAAAAGAAAACACAAAUCCUGCUGAGAAGUUUAAAUGUGCCUUUAAAACUGUUUAAAUAAAUGCGAGCUUACAUGCUUUUAUCCAGCUUCUGCAUCUUGCUUACUUCAAAUGUUUUGUUGAAAGAACUUUUUUCAAAAUUUUAUGGUGGGUUUUUGUUUUUAGAUUUAACCCUCAUUUUUCAAAGAAAUCAUUCUCAAUCAACAGAAGGUAUAAGUACCGUACGAUCCCUCAGACCAGGCUUAAUUCAACUUGGAUACGUAGAACUCGGCAACUCUUGGCCUCCAACUAAGGGAUGAAGCCAAGAAAUGCUCCUUUAUGUUUUCUCAGACUGAGGAAAUCAACAUGUGGAACCAAAUGUACUUUCUAGCAAGGAGCAUUUACUCCUCUGAUCAGAAAUGGAACUAAUUUGGUUUUUCAUCUUGUUAUGAUGUUCUUCCUGCAAGGCAGUGCCAUUUGGUCUUUUGGCAUCCCUUGUUAACAUGCAAUAUUUUCACUGGCUUGUACAGCUAUUUAUAUGAACACACACAAGCA